AUGUUUACUACGACGAUUAAAUUACAUGAUAAUUCAUCAAAUCAAUCAGAUCAAAAUAAUUCUCGUCUCAUGGAUGAUUUUAUCAAUGACUUAGAAGCCGGUACACCUUAUAAUAAUCCACCACGUCAUUUAAAUAAAAAAAUGAAAAAACGUAAACAACUUGAUGCUUUAUUAAAAUUUCGUUCAUCAACGUCAAGAUCUAAUCGUCAUAGUAAUCGAUUAUCAAAUGAAAUGCUUUUUAGUUCAGAAGAUGAAUUAUUUUUAUCUAAUAAAAAAAGUACUUCUACAAAAGUACAUCCAACACGUUAUCGACGUUGGUGUAGUUAUACUCGGCAUAUACUUUCUUUUUGCCUUGUUUGUAUUUUUAUGAUUGUGUGUGUUGGAUUAGCUUAUGCAAAUAUUGAAUUGAAAACUGAAGUUCAAAAUUUAUCUUUACGUGUUACUGAAAUUGAAAAACGAUUCUCAAAUGUUGAAAUUAAUCGCAUCCUAUCAACAAUCGAACAAAUAAAAAUUCGUCUAAAUCUAAUUGAGCGUUGGAAUGUAUCGUAUAUAUAUGAUCGGUUACAAAAAUUACAAAGAGAUUUUAAUCAAAUAAAACAAAAUUCACCAUCAAAUGAAAUGUUAAUGCAUAAUGAUGAUGAUGAUGUUGAUAUUUCAUCAAAAUUGUAUAAUAUUGAACAGAAAUCAACACAAUUUUCUGAUGUUGCUAAUGAAUUAGAUAAAUUAAGUCGUGAUGCUGAUGGUGAAGCAACAAAUAUUAUCAAUGAAAAAAUAAAACCAUUUGAUAGAAAUUUAAUUGAACAGUUACUUGAACAAGAACGAACGACAAAUACUCAAAAAGAUACAAGUCAAUUAUCAAAAACUCUUCUUUCACUGAAUGAAAGUUUAUACACAAAUUUGGCUAAAUGGCAUAAUGAACUAAGAUCUCUUCGAAAUGAAUUGGGAAAUCUUAAUCAAAGUAUAAAAAUACAAGAAUUAGUUGUACAUUUUCAAGAAUUAACUGAUCUUAUGCAUAAUUCAUCGAAUAAAGUAUCAGCAAUUAUUACUACAUUACAAUCAGACCUUAAUACAUUACGAAAUCAAAUAGAAUUAUGCAAAUGCUCCAAAGAAUCCCUGCAUUUAAAACCAGCAAUUGUUGAUAGCAAUCAAUUACAACAGCGUAUUGUUACAAAACCCAAUAUUGUUGAUAUUCCAUCGUCUUCAUCUACAACAGCAAGCAUAACUACAAUUUCUCAAGAAUUAGUCAAUCAAUCUGAAACAAACGAUCAUAAUAAUACAAUUGAUAUCGCUCAAAUUGUCAAUCAACCCUCAUAA
This is a messenger RNA of Rotaria sp. Silwood2, 1314 nucleotides long. NCBI's taxonomy places the organism in Eukaryota, Metazoa, Rotifera, Eurotatoria, Philodinida, Philodinidae. The record is from the annotation of a GenBank genome assembly.